AAUUCUCUGCCGUUCCUGCCACAGCAUGAACGGCAGACUGUGUGCAAGAAAGUUGAUGAGAACGCUCCAACGCCGGAUGGAGGUGGAACACGGUCUCGGCAGGUUCGCCCGAGUGACAGACUGUCCUCCGCCUCCCGCUGGCAGAUGUCAAUUCAGUCACCCACGAAGAUCCAUCGACCCCGCGGUAUCUGAUAAGAUGGACAGUUGCGAACCAUUUGCGGUGGUUCGCCUCCUCCCCUCCCUCUCAGAAUGCUGCCUCUCCCGACAGUGGAACGGUCAGCCACCGCCAAGAUGGAGGACGUCGAGUCGCCCAGCGAUGACAAGAUCUACCCCGCAUCCGCCAAGUCUCUUGACUGCGACCCCAAGCAGGCUGAGACCACGUCCUGCUCGUCCGCAGCCGCCUGCAAGCACAAGCUUCCUCUAAAAUGGCAGGUGUUGAUGAUCGUGCUGACAUGCUUGUGUACCUUUGGCAACCACUGGUCGAAUGGACUGAUCGUUGCGUUGAAAACAACAAUCAUCAAGGAGACGCAUAUAAACAACUCGCAGUUUGCUACCUUGGUGGCUAUCACCAACCUAAUCAACACAUUCCUAUGUAUCGGCUUUGGCUUCUGCAUCGACAAAUGGGGUGGUGCACCACUCUCGGUGAUCUUCGCGGCAUUCCAUCUGGCCGGGUCGAUCGUCAUGGCUGGAGCGGCGACUAAUAAUCUGAACAGUUACCAUGUCCUCAUCGCGGGGAAAGUCAUUGCUGCCAUCGGCGACGGAUCUUUGGACAAUGCGCAACAUCGGAUAUUCUCGACGUACUUCGCACCUGGGAGGGGCUUCGCGUUCUCCAUCGGUGCAAUAUGGGGUAUCGCCAACCUUGCCCAGUUCACUGGCCAGUCGACUGCGAAUAUUAUCACCAAACAGCUCGGAUCAUAUUCGUACGCACUUUGGAUAAGCGCCGGCAUCGCCGCCUUUUCCUUCCUGUGCGCCGUUGCCGUCGUCGUCCUCGAUCGCUACCUGCGUCGGUGCUACAUGGUGACGGACCAGACAAGCGGCAAGCGCCAUACAGGACAAACAAAAGGGCCGGCAUUCACUCUGAAGGCCAUACGACAUUUUCCCAUGACCUUCUGGAUCGUCGUCGCGUUCGCAGUCUUCGAGAACGCGGGCGUGCAGUCGUUCGUGUCGAUUUCGACACAAUUCGCACAACAGAGGCUGAAGAAGGGCGCGGUCAUUGCGGGAUGGGUCUCGAGCUUUUAUUUGCUCUUGCCGGCGUGUUUAACCCCGUUCCUCGGUAUCUACAUUGACUCAUUCGGUCAACGGAUAGGCUUUUUAUUCGCGUCUGGCCUGACCUUCCUGACUUCCAUGCUGUUACUCAGGUUUUCAACGACUGUCCCGACCUUCAUUGCCGCAUACGUCUUCUAUGCUCUGUCGCAGAGUGUCACCCCAGCACCACAAGUUGAGAUAGUGCGAAACAUCAUCCCUAAUCCACAGCAUUAUGCAACCGGAUUUGCCAUCAAGAAAUCCGUCGUACAAGCAUCAAUAGUCAUCAUCACGACCGCAGCGGGAAAGCUGCAGGACGACUCGCCAACGGACUCGCUCGAGCCGGCCGUCACACUCUGGCUGGCCUAUGCAUUCAUCUCCGUCGCCAUAGCUGGAGCCCUGUUCGUCGCUUCGUACGUCACGCCGACGCUUCUCCCUGCCGCGCGGCUCGCGCAGAUCAACCCACGGCGGGUGCCCGUGGAAUCUGAGCGGCUUGCGGAGAAGAAGGGCAUCGCUGUAGAGAAGGAGGACCUGGGCGACGAGGUGAGUGUGGCGAAGGAGGCGGAGAGGCGCGUGAAAGCUCCUGCGUCGAGCCUCGCGUGGGCGAGAUGGACUUGCUUGGUGGCUGGGGCUGUGAUCAUUGUUGUUGGGUGGGUGAUCUUUGGCUUGGGGGUGUCGUGGGGAGUGCAUGGGAGUGUGAUCGCGGGCACGGUAGGAGAGUAAAUAUGUAACAGACUAUACAUGAGUGAAAUCUAUCAACAAUAAAUAAAGCGUCGCCACCGUGGGUGCCAUUAACGCCGCAUGUCACAACCACGGGACUGUGACAUGUCGC
Messenger RNA from Laetiporus sulphureus 93-53, 2074 nucleotides. RefSeq names its product MFS general substrate transporter. Gene Ontology annotation, biological process: transmembrane transport. NCBI's taxonomy places the organism in Eukaryota, Fungi, Basidiomycota, Agaricomycetes, Polyporales, Laetiporaceae. Bases 250 to 1965 code for a protein of 571 amino acids. The transcript has 15 exons. The record is from RefSeq and is a predicted model, not a curated record. Gene Ontology annotation, molecular function: transmembrane transporter activity.